Molecule: messenger RNA, 8707 nt
Organism: Scylla paramamosain (green mud crab)
Lineage: Eukaryota; Metazoa; Arthropoda; Malacostraca; Decapoda; Portunidae
Gene: sea
Product: putative tricarboxylate transport protein, mitochondrial
Exons: 6
Coding region: 106-1059 (317 amino acids)
Biological process (GO): mitochondrial citrate transmembrane transport
Cellular component (GO): mitochondrion
Molecular function (GO): citrate secondary active transmembrane transporter activity
Source: RefSeq, a predicted model, not a curated record
GUGUGGCAGUCGCAAUUUGGCAGCUCAGCCUCUCCACUCCAGUCUCCAGUCUCACUCUAGUGUUUUGGUCGACGUGGGUGUGAGAGGUUAUACGGUACGGACAUAAUGGACUCUCCCUCUCCUGCCUUUCGGUCACCUUUCUUACGGCCAUGGAUGAACCAGACGGGUGCGGCAGCAGCAACUGGAGGAGGGAGCAUGGGACUCAAGGGUAUUGUGGCAGGUGGUAUAACAGGAGGCAUUGAGAUCUGCAUCACCUUUCCCACUGAGUAUGUCAAGACACAGCUACAACUAGAUGAGAAGAGUGGGGGAGCCAAGAAGUAUAAUGGCAUUAUAGACUGUGUCAAGAAGACAGUCCGAAGCCAUGGGUUCUUUGGCCUUUACCGAGGCCUGUCCGUCCUGUUGUAUGGCUCAAUACCCAAGUCAGCCUGCAGAUUUGGUGCCUUUGAACAGCUGAAAAAGUACAAUGUGGAUGAGAGGGGUAACUUGAGCCCAGGGAAGAGGCUGCUGUGUGGUCUAGGUGCAGGAGUGUGUGAGGCAAUAUUUGCAGUCACGCCCAUGGAGACUAUUAAAGUCAAGUUCAUCAAUGACCAGCGUUCACCAAACCCAAAAUUUAAGGGUUUCUUUCAUGGUGUGAAGUGUAUUCUAAGGGAACAGGGAAUUCGAGGAACCUAUCAGGGUGUGACAGCCACCAUCCUGAAGCAGGGAAGUAAUCAGGCCAUGCGUUUCUAUGUCAUGGAGACAUGCAAAGACAAAUAUCGGGGUGGAGACCCAACUAAGCCUGUUCCUAAACUAGUUGUUGGCUUAUUUGGUGGUUUUGCUGGUGCCGUAUCAGUAUUUGGCAACACACCUAUUGAUGUUGUCAAAACUAGGAUGCAGGGGUUGGAGGCCAGCAAAUACAAGAAUACUUUUGACUGCUUCCAAAAGAUUUGGAAGCACGAAGGACCACGAGCGUUCUACAAAGGAACGGUACCCAGGCUGAGCCGUGUGUGUCUGGAUGUGGCCAUAACCUUCAUGAUAUAUGACAGUUUUAUGGAACUCUUCAACCGUGUGUGGAAGUAGAGAUGGAGGGUCAGGGUUACAUUUAUAUUCAAGGUAAUGACAAGCCAAGGUGUGUAUAUCCAUCCAUAUGACCAUGGUCAACACUUUUGCACGCAGUCUUAUGUUUCUGAAUAUCUAACAAAGGUUUGUGAGUAUAAAUUUCAUUAUGGGAAAAUGCUGAUAUUUUUGUUCCUAGACCAUCAACAACUAACUGAAUAGAUUUUGUUGUAACACAUGGCUAUUGUAUAGUCAGGAUCAGGUUUUGAGCAAACCAUGAUCAACUUUUCACUGUUUACAUCACAGAAAUAUCAUAGUACGAUAGAACAUGGGUUUAGCUCAAAUCCUGCACUCAUUUAAUAUAACCAAAUAAAUGUUUAUGUUUUUCAGGAUUUUUCAGAGGGUAAGAUCCCAAUUUUUUACAGCCUUAUUGUAUUAUUAUGCAGUUUAAUUUCCAUGUUAGUUUGCAAAGGUGCAGAACUAACAUUAUUUGUCACUUUUUUAUAUGUGAUGCUAAUAGUGAAUGGGUUGAACUCUUAAAUUUUCAUAUACAUGCCUGUCCAUUAACAUCAGUCUUGCUUGUGCCAGUCAGCAAUUGUGGGGAUCUUAUUUAUUUAUUUAUAUUUUUUUUCCUUUAACAGGUGUUAAUGUAAACUAUUACUAAAACUUGAAACACUACAUUCCAUGAUACUCAGGUUUUUUUUAGAAUACCGUUUUCUUUUAUAUUUCUUCAGUUUAGGUCAUACUUUAUCUGUCUAUCUGAUGGUUGAAUUAGUAGUCAUUUAAUAUUCACUUUUAUACAAUUGCAUUUCAUCUUACUUUCUUAUUUUUAUGUUUCUUAUGUUUCAUGCAUGGUAUCUACAACUUAAAUGUGUGUACCUCCUACUAUUUCACUAACCUUGGUGACAAUAUGUGAUUGUUGACUGGGGCAGCAAUAUAUUCAAUACUAACACAAUCAAGCUCUGUUGGAAGAUAAUUUAAAUUUUCUUUCUUUUUUCAUGUAUUUGCCAGGAUAGUAUUAUAUAUAUAUAUAUAUAUAUAUAUAUAUAUAUAUAUAUAUAUAUAUAUAUAUAUAUAUAUAUAUAUAUAUAUAUAUAUAUAUAUUUUUUUUUUUUUAUGAGGGAAGUGAGUUUUCCUUUGCACUUCUUACUUAUGCCUCAACAUUAUAUCCCGCAUUUAUCAUAACUGAUGAAGUCCAUUGUAAAAUAUUACUGCAGUAUAUCUUUCAUGUGAUUUUUCCUGAUGUUGACAACUUGUGUUGUUGAAGAGCACUCAUAUAAAAUGUUGCACUGCACAAACUGUAGUGAUGUUAUGCAUGAUUGUAUGGAAACUGAUAAAAUAAGGUUCACUUGUGUAAUGCGAUAGUGGGGAUAACUGAUCAUAGGCUUGAAGUAAGUUCACUAUGAAGAUAGUGUCAUGACAGUUAUCUGAUGCAUACAAAUUCCUUCCAUUUAUCAUAAGCACACUAGGUGUAUGGUGCUUUGCUACCACUGCUGUCUCUCUGGAUGCAUCAUAUUACACACAUAUCAGUGUCAUGAAUAAUGAAAUAUUACUGUUGGAUUAUUGUUGAUGUGUCUUGAUGCUGUAUAUAAAUGUAAACCAUGUAUGAUCAACUGGGCCAAAUAUUAUUACAGAACUAUUCUUGUAGAAUGGCUUACUUGAUCAAUUCCUAAGAAAGUUCUCUGCUCAUAUAUAUAUAUAUAUAUAUAUAUAUAUAUAUAUAUAUAUAUAUAUAUAUAUAUAUAUAUAUAUAUAUAUAUAUAUAUAUAUAUAUAUAUAUAUAUACACACACACACACACACACACACACACACACACACACACACACACACACACACACACACACACACACACACACACACACACACACACACACACACACACACACACACACACACUAUCUUCACAUACAGAUAAUUUUAAUUCAUGUAUGGAUUUGUUGGGAAAAUGCCAAAUUGGAGCAUUAUUUUUCUAUAUCAUAUUACCAUCUUGUUCACAAUUAUGUGUUUUUAUAUCCUCCAACAAAUCCUACAGCUUUGUUCCCAGACCAAAAUUUGAUAAGUGUUUAUUAAUAUUUAAGAAAAUUUUGGUAGAUGGCUAACUGUUCACCAGAUUCACUUCAUUAGUUACUGCAGCCAAAGUCAAGCCUAAAUAAAAGUUUCCAAUAUGUAGAGAUUCAGCAUCUGAUGGCAGGUAUGUGCUGAAAUGUUCUGAUUUGCCUCAUCAUGACUGGUGUGGUAUUUAUAUGCCUGUCACCAAUGAAUUAUGAUAACCACAUUUUUUUUUCUUUAGGCAGUUUAUAUUUAACAAAAAUAAUUCUGUUGUAACUACAAUCAUUCCAUAUUCUUAAUUGUUUUCUGCAGUUCAUUGUUUCAUGGCACCUGUCCACUCAGCUGAUGCUUUAUGAGAUUUCACUGAAGAUGUAACAAACAGAUUCUCUUCAGGUUUAGAUGUGGGUAAUAGCUUUUACUAGUAGUAAAGUAGCUGAGAACAUUUUCAACAGUAUGUCCAUGUAAGCACUAUGGUGAAUGAGCCCAAGACAAAAGUAUAGUUUGAAAGAGCAAAUAUUUUGAAUAAAAUUUCAUAAAAUUAUUUUUCAGGUGUAGAAUAUUAACACAAUGUAUUUUAUCUUAUUUAGAAGCCAUAACCUAGGCUUUUCUCUCAACACUGGUGAAUACAACAAAGAGACACAUUAUCCAAUGACAGCUUGUAUGUGUGUGCAGAAUGUUAUUUAUAUUGUUGAAUGUUUACAGUUGAUUGAUGUUGAGAGUUUGACAGGAUAGCUUUCUGUCCUACAGGUGCAGCUACACUUGCUUAGUACAUGGCUUUAGAACACUGCUAGAAACACACAAAAUCUGUAACGCAUACACAUAAAAGUAGUGCUUUAUUCAUUGGUUCAUAUAAAGUCUUGAAGAUGUUUGAAAUAGUUUGAGCACACAAUUUGGUAUCAUUAUGAAUUCUGUAAAACCAGAUGAGAAUGACAUCAGAUAUUAAUUGUUCAACGAUUAAUAUCUGAUCUCUCAUCCACUCCAGUGUUUACUUUUUGCUGCCAGCAGCUAACUACAGUAAAAUCCCUCUUAUCCGGCAUUCGAGUAUCCGGCAGCUUCAAGUAUCAGGCACAUUUUUCCCUGAGCCUUAAAAUCAAUAAAAAAUCAAUGUGUACUCAUAAAAUUGAUUAAAAUUCCCGCGCGAGGCAUACUUUGUCCCUUGGCCACCAGAGCACACUGCUUCGCGCCAUCCGCAGCCCACUGCACUGUGUUUACUCAGUGACUCAGUCCUGCGUGUGCACUGUUUAUCGCCUGACGCCUUCAUCAUGCCUAAAGUUGUAGAAAAGAGGAAGCGUGUUGUGCUUACACUUAAGCAGCUGAUCAGAUCAGCUGCUGAUUAAGAUCAGCUGAUCUUUGUUAUGGUAAGAUGCGUGAGUGUAGGGUGGUGAUUGUGGACAUAAUUUCACUUCUAUUCAAGUAUCCGGCAUGUCGGCGGUCCCGUUGAUGCCGGAUAAGAGGGAUUUUACUGUAAUAUGCCAAAUUUGUAUCCAUAGCUAAAAAUAUAGUCCAGACUAAUGUUGCCUACAUGAACAAUCUGCUGGCCAGCCAUCUAAGUCUCCAGGAAGAAAGCUUACAAGUACUGUAUACUACAACAGUUGCAACCAUGUUUUGAACCCAAGUGUUAAGCAAGUGUGGCUUCUCAUAUUUAGGUCACAGCCAGAUGUUUAAACACACAUUUACAUGAAAUGAAGCAAGACACAAAGUAUUCCUUCAAAGUAUAUCCAAUGAACAUAUCAGAAAAGUCGAACAGGAUUUUCAUGAGAUAUUAAUUCGGAGUGUAAUUAAUGUAUAGAAGCAUGAAGUGAAGCAAGGCCAUUAUGAGAAAUUUAUACAGUAUCAUAAUUAUUGAAUUUUGUAAUAACAUAAAUAUGCUACAUUAACAUCAGUUGCAUUAAUUAAAAUAUAUAAGAAUGUGAUUUUAGAUCCUCAGUACAACACUAUCCAAAUUCAGUGGUCCCAUAUAACAAAUAGAUUUGUGAUGCUCUUUUUUUGGAAAAUGUAGUGACAUCAAUUAACAACCCUGUCCCUAUGUGAGACACAUGGGUCUAUGCAUGAGAUGCAUGUUCAACCCUUCAAUAUUGGCAUGCAUAUGUGUUAUAUACCAUCCAUGCACUGGGUCACACCACAUGCCUUUUGCCUGUGUAGUGGCAGUCAAGCUCAACUGAGUGUUUACACCCACAAAUACCUGUACUCUUUCUGUAAUUAGUCAAGGCCAACCGAGCAAAUACAUGGAAUCACACACCCAUCGACCCACUUACCCACACACACACACACACACACACACACACCUGUGUUUUGUAUGUAGUAGGAAGAUAGUCAAGUUAAAUCAAUGACACACACACGCCUGUGUGUGUGUCAAUUUAAACCAAGAACUUAUGCGCGCACACACACACACACACACACACACACACACACACACACACACACACACACACACAUGUAUGCAAGUGCCAUUUUUAUUGGAACCUAGUGUGGAGAAUAAUAUACAAACAUUCAGCAUUUUAUAGAAUACAGCAUGGAGAAGGAUACACUAACACAAUUUUUUUACUAAGUGCCAUAAAUUAUGUUCAGUUACAAAUAAGGUGAUGCUAAUUCUCUGCAGAAAAUUAUCACUUUUUUUUUUUUUUUUCUAAUUUUGUGCCAGCAAUUGCACUCAAAGUGAAAUGCUGAUGGCACAAUUUGAAAGCAGUUGGUGUUCUCAAAAUCCAGCUAUUUUUUUGGGGUUAUUUAAGUCAUAUUUUUGUAAUUUCCACUUAAGUAGAAAUAUCAAAAUAAUAAAAAAAGCCUUUAUAUGUAAAUUACUUGAUUAAUUUUCAUUAUUAGUAAGUUACUGAUGAUGCAGAACAUCACUUAUCCUUGUGAGAUUUCAGCUGUAAGUUUUUUGUCUUUUCUUUGAAUGAAACAGCCUACAUACAAUACCACCACUAAUGGAAGGCUAUGGCUAUCACUGGGCAUAUCUUAAUUGAUGAAAACUACUAAAACUACUACAAGACUAUCGAAAAAGCAGUAAUUCAGAAUGCAAGAAAACAUGUCUUGCAUAUAAAAUAAACAGACUGUGGAUGAGAAUUAAUCUAAUCUGUCUCACUACACUCGACACUCAUACAGAGGCUAGGGAUGAUGCCAAGAGGAGGAGGAAGCCUCUGGUACAUGUUAUGAAUCACACCAUCACAUUUGCAGCCUAGUAUCAUUUGAGUAUCAAAUUUCUUCAAGGUUUUGUGACUAUGCACAAAGAGCUACCCAAGGAUAAAAAUUAUGUGUGCUAUAUGGCUUUCCAAUCUUGUCAUUGGAAUUUGUCCCCAUCCAUCAUAAGCAUGUAAAAGAGCAAAAAGACUAUGGGAUAGCAUUAUCUUGAUUUUUAACAGGUUGGCACUUGUGUAUCAUUCCCUGAGUAGGGACUGUUCUCUGGUUCAAUUGUUACUGUUUCAGUAGUCCACUAGUUCAGCUGGCAAAUGGUUCAAUUGUCCUAGAAUCAAGUUUCAUUAUGCCUCUAGAUUCAUAAUUUAAUCACAUUCAUGGUCCUCAUGUGGUACUAGCAUGCUAACAUACAUUAAUCUCUUGAUGCCAAAGACAGUUUUGUUGCCAAUCCCUGACAAACACUUGAGAUUUAUGUAAACCUUUCCAGGUAUGCCACAAAUAUCUGCCCAUCUUAGACUCUCACUUUAAAACCAAAGUUGAAGCAUAUAAUCUUGUCAGUUUUAUUUGUAUUUCACCCUUUAUAUCAUGUAACUGCUUGUAAAGAUGGGCAUAAUUUUUAUAAGUUGGUUGUUCAAGCAAAAAUCUGUUACAUUCAUAUGAACAUAAGAAAAUAAGGGAAGCUGCAAGAAGCCAUCAGACCUACACAUGGCAGUCCCUGUAUGAAACAUACCUAUUUCCACUAUCAUAACCAUCCAUAAAUUUGUCUAAUCUUCUUUUGAAGCUCCCUAAUGACUCACUACUAACAACCUGAUUAGUGAGUCCAGUCCAUUCAUCUACCACUUUAUUUGAGAGCCAAUUCCUUCAUAUCUCUUUUUUUAAAUCUAAUCUUUUCAAGUUUGAACCCAUUAUUUCUUGUUCUAUUCUGAUUACUGAUCCUGAGAACUUUGCUUACAUCUCCCUUCUUAUAUCCCCCUAUACCCUCUAAACCUUCUAGACCCUCUAAAUCUAUGCCUCUCCUCAUCUCUUGCAUCCUUUAAGUCGUUGAAUGUAUCCUUUUAAUCAUUCAGAUAUACAAGUAUAUCUGAAUAUAUAUGAUAUGUAUAUGAUGUGUGUAUUAAAUAAAAGGUGAAUAUUUUAUUUAAUCAGUACUUGGAUGAAUUUUCUAAUUAAGAUAUUUUGUUAAAUCAAUUUUAAUUCUGAAACCAUGGCACAUUUAAUAUAUAUAUAUAUAUAUAUAUAUAUAUAUAUAUAUAUAUAUAUAUAUAUAUAUAUAUAUAUAUAUAUAUAUAUAUAUAUAUAUAUAUAUAUAUAUCAUCAUUAUCAUUUUCUUAUAAGUCUGCUUCAUCCAGAUUGCAACAAAAUGUAAAUGCCUAGUAAUGUAAUCUGUCUCAACAACUGUUAAGACAGAAGCUACAUGGGUACUAAUUUUGUAACAAAAUUAUGGAGGAUUUUGAAUGGCUACAAUGCAAUUUGUAUAACUGACUUUGUGAUACAUUUGAGACUAUUUAGUUAGAGAAAACUAGUUGAUAUCAAUAUUAAAUAAGUUUAUCUAUGUUAGCAGAAUACAGUAUUAAAUUUUCUACAGAAUGAGUGUGUAGAAAUAUUCAUGGCAAUAGCAAAGCACAUACACAGGCAUUAAAAUUUAAUGGAUGACAAACAUCCAUCAUAUGGUAGGGCUGAUGGAUUGUCCUAUUAAUGUUACACUUAUCUUCUGCUUGCUAUCAGUUAGGAAAUGUGCACAAUAUAAUAAGAAAACAAUAGGAAGAGUCAUUGUCAAUGAAGGAAUACUUUGGAGGGUAAGCAAGAUGGUUCAUUAUCAGUAAAGAGUGAGGCAGUUACUAAUACCUAUGUAACUUUUCAGUGUCCACCCAAAUUGAGGUGGUACUUGGUUGUUGAUCUCAAUAGUGUUUGAUUCAGAUGACUAGAAUAUUUCCAAAAAUUUGUGAAUGAUAAUUAUCAAAGCUGAAAACAGACGUAUCUUCAUAUCUUUAAAUGAAAUUACUGAUAAAUAACAGUACUGGUGUCCAGGGGUUUGAUCUCUGGUUUAGUGAGAUAGAUUGUGGCAAGUGUGUUAGAUUUGCACCUAUGCACAAAGCUCUCUAUUUUUAUUGUCAAACUUUUAAUUUUUUUUUAAAUAUUGUACUUUUUUCAACUAACAAUAAGUACAGCUAUAAAAUUUAUUAUUUGAUUAUGCUGAUAAUUUUUCUUUAUAUCAGCAGAGGUAAAGGUGACUACUGUUGUAUCUAUUAAACAUCUUUUCUUCAAUAAGUGAAGAUUUCAAGAGCACUUCCCACAAGUUUACUGAAGUGUAAAUAGAAAAUCUUACUUUUACGUUUCUUUGUUUACAGUAAAGUUUUAGGAUGCAUGAAGCUUUAACCAUUGCAUAAAAAUGUGUUCACCAAUUCAUGCCUUUGCAAAAAUCUGUCAAGUAAAUCUAAACAGGCUGCUAAGACAGAUAAAAGAAAAUAUCAGUCUGACGAUAGGAUAUC